This is a messenger RNA of Exophiala bonariae, 1323 nucleotides long. RefSeq lists its product as uncharacterized. The transcript has 2 exons. The record is from RefSeq and is a predicted model, not a curated record. NCBI's taxonomy places the organism in Eukaryota, Fungi, Ascomycota, Eurotiomycetes, Chaetothyriales, Herpotrichiellaceae. Bases 1 to 1323 code for a protein of 440 amino acids.
AUGGGCUCCGAGCGCUACCCUGUUCAGCAGCGAGGUAUCUACCAUAGCUUACCAGGCUUCGAUCCAGCCAUUACAGGACUGACGGCGAUUGUUACGGGUGCCAAUGGGAUCUCGGGCUUUCACACAAUGAGGGUGCUUCUAGAGAGCCCCGAGAGGUGGUCAAAGGUGUACGCAUUAUCUCGCCGACCGCCACCUAAAGAGAUGAUGGCUUUACUUCCCGAAUCGCAACGCUCUCGAGUUGAACAUAUAGCAGUGGACUUUUUGGAUGAACCAACGGAGAUUGCUCACGCGUUAAAAUCGGUCACGGCAGACUAUGCUUUCUUUUACUCAUACCUACAACCGAAACCACCGCAGGGCGCCCCAGUGUGGUCGAAUGCUGAGGAGCUCCUUAAGGUCAAUACUGUCCUUCUUGAUAACUUCCUCCAGGCUUUGUCGUUGGCUAGAAUUAUUCCUAAACGCUUUCUCCUACAAACGGGGGCUAAACAUUAUGGUGUUCAUAUUGGCCGCACUCGAAGCCCCGCCGUGGAAUCCGACCCUCUACCUGACCUAGAGCCUAAUUUCUACUACCCUCAGCAGAAGUUGCUUUUCGACUUUUGUGAGGCUCACAGUACUUCAUGGAAUGUAAUCAGACCAGCUUGGGUCCUUGGCGCUGUCAACAACGCUCAAAUGAAUGCCCUCCUACCUAUCGCAUUUUAUGCGGCGGUUCAAAGCGAGAAAGGAGAACCUCUUCAUUUUCCUUCUGAUUGGGAUGUUUGGCAACACGAAGGCCAUCAUUCAUCCGCUAUGCUCACAGGGUACCUCUCUGAGUGGGCGGUCCUCGAAGAGAAGUGCCGUAAUCAAGCGUUCAAUUCCCAGGACACUGGUGCUCUCACGUGGGAUAGGCUUUACGAGGAACUAGUCCGCUGGUUCGACGUCAAGAAGGGCGUCUAUCCACCGGAAGAGGAUUUCUCAAAGUUUGCAGUCUUCGAAGGCAAAGCCGGCAAAGAUACGCCAAUGGGAUAUGGCCCUCCAUUACUUUGGCGCAGUAGCUUCACGUUGGUAGACUGGGCGUCUGCACCUACAAACAAGGAGGCAUGGCAAAGACUCAUGGCGAAGUCUGGGGCUCAGCUGACCAAUAACCCUUUUGAUGAUCCAGGGGCAAACUUUGCUUUCGGUGAUGCCGCAUUUCGAAAGAUCAGUAGCUUGUGUAUGAACAAGGCAAGGCUUUUCGGCUGGACAGGCUUUGCAGACACGAGGGAAGUCUUGUUCGAGAUGUAUUCUGAGAUGGCUCAACUGGGCGUUCUUCCUCAGUUGAAAGCAGACAAAGCGAGGCCAUUGGCAUGA